This is a messenger RNA of Esox lucius (northern pike), 4800 nucleotides long. Its product is annotated as DNA (cytosine-5)-methyltransferase 3A. Gene Ontology annotation, biological process: negative regulation of DNA-templated transcription. Lineage: Eukaryota; Metazoa; Chordata; Actinopteri; Esociformes; Esocidae. The coding region runs from base 214 to 2589 and encodes 791 amino acids. Gene Ontology annotation, cellular component: nucleus; cytoplasm. The transcript has 21 exons. The record is from RefSeq and is a predicted model, not a curated record. Gene Ontology annotation, molecular function: methyltransferase activity.
CGGCUCAGAAAGAGGGGGAGGAAGAUAGAGGAGAGAGAGGUGACCGGCGGAGGAAGCGGGGAGCUCAAGGCAGACAAGAAGGGGAGACCCGGUAGAGACCCGCAAGAGAGCGAGACUACGGGGGUCCGGGCCUGAGACGGCCGACACGGAGAGGGAGGACUGAAGGAGUGAACUCGUCCGGCUGCCGAAGAGAUAAUACUGUUAUCGGUUGCCAUGCCAUCCAACACCACUGCUCUUCCACCAUCAGAGGGUCCCGCUACACACGUGGACCCCUGCGAGAUGGCACCGCCCACCCCGCCAGAGGAAGUUGACCCCUCCCCUCGCAGGAAACGUGGCCGGCAGAAACUGGAGCCUCUGGAGCCAGAGGACCCAAACAUUGAGGGGGAAGGCGGGAGGCUCCGCAGAAGGCCUGUUCCCAGGGUGCCGUUUCAGGCCGGAGAUCCUUUUAACAUCAGCAGGAGACAGAGAGAAGAGUGGAUCAGUCACUGGAAUAGAGAGACUGAGAGCCGGGCCAACCACAAGACAGAGAUGAAUGUGAUGGAGGACCUAUCAGAUCCAGAGUUUCAGAAGGAGGAAGAGCCAGCAGCUAGUUUAGCCACUCCCCCUCCCCAGCAGCACACUGACCCUGCCUCUCCCACAAUCGCCAUGACGCCAGAGCCUGUUGCCAGGGGCCACCAUUCUACUCCUAGAGAGUCAGAGUACCAGGAUGGUAGGGGGUUUGGUCUGGGUUGCCUGGUGUUCGGGAAGCUGCGUGGGUUCUCCUGGUGGCCUGGACGCAUCGUUUCCUGGGUGAUGAGUGGGCGGAGCCGGGCGGCAGAUGGGACACGCUGGGUCAUGUGGUUUGGAGACGGGAAGUUCUCUGUGGUAUGCGUAGAGAAGUUGAUGCCUCUGAGCUCCUUCUCGUCCACUUUCCACCAGCCCACCUACAAUAAACAGCCCAUGUACAGGAGAGCUAUAUUUGAAGCCCUACAGGUGGCGAGCACCCGUGCCGGCAGGCCCCUCCCCUCUUGUGAUGGUGGUGAUGAUGCGGAGGGUGGAGGGGCGGAGCUACAGAAGCAGAACAGGAAGUUGAUAGAAUGGGCCAUGACCGGCUUCCUGCCCGACGGACCUCAGAGUCUGGACCCCCCUGACGAAGAGAGAGAACAAUAUAAGAAUGGGUACCCAGAGAUGUGGGCGGAGCCAGAAGCAGCUUACACCCCGCCUCCUCCAGCAAAGAGACCUCGUAAGAACGCUGCUGAAAAACACAAGAUCAGAGAGGUCAUCGAUGAGGGCACAAGAGAGAGACUCAUCCAAGAGAUCCGACAGAAGACAAGGAACAUGGAAGAUAUUUGCAUCUCCUGUGGCAGCGUCAACGUCUCCCUGGAACAUCCUCUCUUCAUUGGAGCCAUGUGUCAAAGCUGCAAGAACUGUUUCCUGGAGUGUGCGUAUCAGUAUGAUGACGAUGGCUACCAGUCCUACUGCACCAUCUGCUGUGGAGGACGAGAGGUCCUGAUGUGUGGAAACAACAACUGCUGCAGAUGUUUCUGUGUGGAGUGUGUUGACCUCCUGGUGGGGGAGGGUUCGGCGUCGGCCGCCAUCAUAGAGGACCCCUGGGACUGCUACAUGUGCGAGACGCGCAACACACACGGGUUGCUACGGCGACGCGACGACUGGCCAGCUCGACUACAGGUGUUCUUCGCUAACAACCACGAACAGGAGUUUGAGGCGCCCAGAAUCUACCCGCCUGUGGCGGCUGAGAUGAGACAGCCAAUCAGAGUGCUCUCUCUGUUUGACGGCAUCGCCACAGGUCUCUUGGUGCUCAGGGACCUUGGGAUACAGGUGGACAGAUAUGUGGCUUCGGAGGUGUGUGAGGAUUCCAUCACAGUUGGAAUAGUUCGUCACCACGGUUCCAUCAUGUAUGUUGGAGACGUACGCAACGUUACACACAAACACAUCCAGGAAUGGGGUCCUUUUGACCUGGUGAUUGGAGGGAGUCCCUGUAACGAUCUGUCCAUUGUAAACCCGGCCAGGAAGGGGCUCUUUGAGGGUACUGGCAGGCUGUUCUUCGAGUUUUACCGUCUGCUUCACGAGGCUCGUCCCAAACCAGAAGAAAACCGCCCCUUCUUCUGGCUGUUCGAGAACGUUGUUGCGAUGGGGAUAAGCGACAAGAGAGACAUCUCUCGCUUCCUUGAGUGUAAUCCGGUGAUGAUUGAUGCCAAAGAGGUUUCUGCUGCUCACCGCGCCCGGUACUUCUGGGGAAACCUGCCUGGCAUGGGACGACCGCUCACAGCCAUGGUGAAUGACAAACUCGAUCUACAAGACUGUCUGGAGCAUGGACGCACAGCCAAGUUUGGGAAAGUGCGGACGAUAACGACGCGUUCUAACUCGGUGAAGCAGGGGAAGGACCAACACUUUCCAGUUUACAUGGACAACAAGGAGGACAUCCUCUGGUGCACUGAGAUGGAGAGGGUGUUCGGGUUUCCGGUUCACUACACUGAUGUUUCCAACAUGAGUCGUCUGUCCCGGCAGCGUCUCCUGGGACGUUCCUGGAGCGUUCCAGUCAUCAGACACCUCUUCGCCCCGCUCAAAGAGUACUUUGCCUGCAACUAGCAUACACACACACACACACACACACAAUACACACACACAUUCCAAACACACAUCUCGCCCACCCCCCCCCCCACCACCCCACCCCAUAAACCAUAUGUUGACUCUCAACUAGGAAGGACACCCCACCAUUCCGGUGCUAACCAUUUGCAGACCAGGAAACACACCCACUCCGGUGCUAACCAGUCACAAACCAGAACACAACUCCUCUCCGGUGCUAACCAAUUACAAAGCAGAACACAACUCCUCUCUGGUGCUAACCAGUCGCAAACCAGAACACAUCCCCACUCCGGUGCUAUCCAAUCCCAAACCAGAAGACAUCCCCACCCCGGUGCUAUCCACUUACAGAACCAGAAAUGUUAUUCAACUACGGUGCAACACACAGAGAUCCCUGGACUGAGGUCCAAUCCCAAAUCGACCCAGAAACUCUACAUCCUUAACCCUAUGCACUUGUGGAGAUCUAAGAGGAUGUGAUGAGUAUAAAUAACAUGGUAACUCUGUCAAACUCUCACAGGUCUCCACAAGGCCAUGAAGUCAUUGUGGGAAGGGGCCUGUUGCUUAGGGGAGUGUCUUUGCCGGCCCCUCUCACAGGUCAGUCAUACCUAAUGGUGCUUCAAUGCUGAGAUGCCAAAUCCCCUCAACAUCUCAUCUUCCCUAGGGCAGAUCGAAUGUUUGGCACUACACGCAUACACACACACACACACACACAGGUGUUUAUAACACUUCUUUCAAAUUGAUCAUUAGUUGACAAUGUUUGUGACUCUUCAGGUAGCAGCUUGUUUUCUAAUGUAGUGUAGUUGGGGUUUAUGGUUAGGAUUAAGGUUAGGGUUAGGUGUGGAGGUGACCUCGUCCUUAGGUUACCAGCACAUUUAAAGCCACAUAAAACAACUAUUCUCAUUUGGCCUUGGUUAAUUAUAUUGAGUGACCUUACUGAGUGUUUGUUAUCAUUUUGUUUUAGCGAGUCAUUUCCCUGGGGUGCGUUUUCCCAUGAAUCUCAGCAUGUUAUCUAGCAGCGACACCUCUUUGCCGUCCAAUUUGCGGUUAUAAUCCUUGCCUCGUCACAACGACUCCACAGCAGGUUACAGGAUUGUCAAAGAUCGACACAUUUCCCCCCAAACAUGUCCUGACGAGACGAUUCUUGUUACACUGCUCACUCAACCAGGAAGCUGCUGAGGUGAAUGACUUCACCCGGUAACAACCAGGAAGCUGCUGAGGUGAAUGACUUCACCCGGUAACAACCAGGAAGCAGCUGAGGUGAAUGACUUCACCCGGUAACAACCAGGAAGCAGCUGAGGUGAAUGACUUCACCCGGUAACAACCAGGAAGCAGCUGAGGUGAAUGACUUCACCCGGUAACAGCCACAAUUUUCAUGAGUCUGGGCUUUUGCCCCACCGACCUCAAGGAGUCGCAAGAGCAUGAAAUGACAAGGGGGGCCAGUCCAAUAUCCGACCCUCCGCGCCUAACCCACCCACCCUGCAAAACCUCCGCCGGUGCACCCCCAACUACUGCAACCAUCCAGCCGUCCACCCCAUCCGUCCCUACACCCUGGGCAGCACUGAGGCAAAUGGUGCUGCCCCCUGCUGGGAGCCCUGGUUAUUGUCGUUUGUUGCACAACCAGGAUUUGAAAACCUGGCCGCGGUAACACCGUUGUACUGCUACGGUGCAAGUUUACAUCCUGCUGAGGAGUUUGGUGCUUGAAGCUGUAUUUCUGAUAUCUGUUAGUGUAUGUGGAUACAUAAGCCUGAGCACAUCUGAAACUUGCCAGCUAUAACACUAGAUGUUCCUUUCAAUAAGGUAGCUAGCUAGUUAGCUAGUUAGCCAGCUAAUGUGGUGACAUUGUUUUAUCCUAAUGAACAUGAUUUAAUAAAGUUCUACACUAAAUCAGUACAGUAUGGAGUCAGCUAUGCCUGGAGUCAGUACAGUAUGGAGUCAGCUCUGCCUGGAGUCAGUACGGUAUGGAGUCAACUCUGCCUUGAGUCAGUGCGGUAUGGAGUCUGCUCUGCCUUGAGUCGGUGCGGUAUGGAGUCUGCUCUGCCUUGAGUCGGUGCGGUAUGGAGUCAGCUCUGCAUUGAGUCGGUGCGGUAUGGAGUCAGCUCUGCCUUGAGUCAGUGCGGUAUGAGGUCAGCUCUGCCUUGAGUCAGUGCGGUAUGAGGUCAGCUCUGCCUUGAGUCAGUGCGGUAUGGAGUCAGCUCUGCCUUGAGUGCGGUAUGGAGU